CUCUGCUUCCUCCUUGGGAACACCAGGUUUUGGAGCAAGAGAACUUGGCAGGCUUUCCCCAUGGCAGUCUUAUUCCUCCUCCUGUUCCUAUGUGGAACUCCCCAGGCUGCAGACAACAUCCAGGCCAUCUAUGUGGCCUUGGGGGAGGCAAUGGAACUGCCAUGUCCCUCACCACCCACUCUACAUGGGGACGAACACCUGUCAUGGUUCCGCAGCCCUGCAGCAGGCUCCUUCACCACCCUGGUAGCCCAAGUCCAAGUGGGCAGGCCAGCCCCAGACCCUGGAAAACCAGGAAGAGAAUCCAGGCUCCGACUGCUGGGGAACUAUUCUUUGUGGCUGGAGGGAUCCAAGGAGGAAGAUGCCGGGCGGUACUGGUGCGCUGUGCUAGGUCAGCACCACAACUACCAGAACUGGAGGGUGUACGACGUCUUGGUGCUCAAAGGAUCCCAGUUAUCUGCAAGGGCUGCAGAUGGAUCCCCCUGCAAUGUCCUCUUGUGCUCUGUGGUCCCCAGCAGACGCAUGGACUCUGUGACCUGGCAGGAAGGGAAGGGUCCCGUGAGGGGCCGUGUUCAGUCCUUCUGGGGCAGUGAGGCUGCCCUGCUCUUGGUGUGUCCUGGGGAGGGGCUUUCUGAGCACAAGAGCCGAAGACCAAGAAUCAUCCGCUGCCUCAUGACUCACAACAAAGGGGUCAGCUUUAGCCUGGCAGCCUCCAUGGAUGCUUCUCCUGCCCUCUGUGCCCCUUCCAUGGGCUGGGACAUGCCUUGGAUUCUGAUGCUGCUGCUCACAAUAGGCCAGGGAGUCAUCAUCCUGGCCCUCAGCAUUGUGCUCUGGAGGCAGAGGGUCUGUGGGGCUCCAGGCAGAGCUGCCUCGAUUCCUCAGUUCAAACCCGAAAUCCAGGUCUAUGAGAACAUCCAUUUGGCCCGUCUCGGCCCACCUGCCCACAAGACCAGGUGAUUUUGGUGACAUCUGCUGGGAAGUGUGACCUGCUGUUUCACUGGCCAUCUAGCACCUGGAGUAUUCCUCGACAACCUUGGCAAGGGGGGCGGGACUGCAAGUUCGACUUCACCGUCCAGCUGGCGUCCAGCAGCCACCAAGCUGUGUAUGGGGAGGGGUGGGGGACUGAAGGAAAGGAGGAGCAUUAUUCUGUGAUGUCACCUACAAAAAGGUUUGGUCUCCUGUCUUGUAGCAGCCAGUGGAGGGAUGGCCCUGAGCCUGUAGUACUGUGGGGUUGAGGGGAGCCUGAGGUUGCUGGUGGGGGCAAGGAGGAUGGGUGUGAGCAGGGAGGAGACAGGAAUCUGGAGACUUGAGCCACCAUUGCUCAAGAGAGAGAUGGACAGAGAGAAAAAAAUAGAAGCCCAAAGUGGGAGGACGGAGUGACAGAGAAAAUGGAAAGACUCAACCCAUCUCUAAAUUAAGCCAGACCCCCACUACCCAGAUGUGUCAUCCUCACAAAGAAGAGAGGGAACAAGCACCUUUAAUCAACCCCAGACUUCCUCACAUGCAAGGGGAGGGAACUGAGUAGGAUAGAGAUGCCUGUGCUCGGCUCCAACCCGGGGCCCCUCCUUAUUCUUCCUUAUCCUAGGCACACACUCUUCCCUGUGGCGCUCUACCGGGGCAUUCAGAGCAUGUGAGCAGCUAUCGCCACUCUGGCACUUCCUCCUACUGCCCUGGGGUCACACCCUAUUUCCCGGGGGCAGAGGGAGUGUCUACUCGGGCUGGCAGGCCCAGCGGGGGUGUAUUAUUUAUUGGGCCGGGGCCAUGCUGGGAUGUUUGUGAAUCAUGGGCGAGUCUGGGCUGGUGAAGCGAGGGAGGGUAUUGAUGCUCCCAACUUGGCCAUUCCUCAGUCUCAGGCAGAAAUGAGCUGAGCUCCAGCCACACCCUCACAAGCAGCUCCACUGGGUGCCCUUUUGUGUCUCUGCUCAAGCUUGGACCUUACUGGAGAAAAGCUUUCUCAGAAGUCUCACCUAAUGCCUUCAGGCUGCAGGGGCUUAAACUAAGUCAUUGGCAGGAUAAAGGAAGCAAAUGACACAGAUGGAGAAUGAGGGGAGUGCUGUGGUCCAGGUUCCAGCUCCAGCCCAACCCACCAAGCAGCUAUAGUUCACUCUUAGAGCUCACACACACACACACACACACACACACACACACACUGCAGUAUCUGCAGUAUUACUGUACUCCUAGAUAGACCUUUUAUUAAAGGUACUCUUCAUAGUCCCCCAAGCCCUCCAUCCUGAGUUCCCAACCUACCACAUUAGUCUUUCCUAGCAAGACUCUCCUCCUUACCAUACCUGAUGCCGCUUUGAUCCCCUUGCCUGAGAUCCACAGUGUCAUCAAAAUGCCUGCCUUGCCAGUGACCUGGGCUAACAGGGGGCAUCAGCAAUGGGCAUCUAGAAAAGACAAAAGACACAGAAUAGGUGUUCUUUAUGAGGUUGGACUGUGGGCAGGUGCCUCCCCAGGCCUUGUGAGGGGUCUGUGAGGGGGUCUCCUGAGAGAUCUGGGGUCUCUGUACAAAAUUAGGUUGUCGGGCAUGUCUCAAAGUGUCUGUGCAGGUGUUUCCAGGGCCGUGGUGAUGGCAGAGGAAUCCUGGGGUGGGGGCUGCAGAUCCACAGAAGCUAGUGGAGGAGGUGUCCUCUCCUGGUGAAGCUGGCCACGAGGAGGGGCAGGGAGGAAAGGAGGCUGGUGAGCUGCUGUGGGGAAGCGGCCAUGUUGCACAGGUCCUGCUAGCAGCAGUGGUGCCGCUGAAUGUAGGAGCGCGGCCAGUAGGUGGCAUGGCUCGGCAGAGGGCACUGGGCCCUUGGGAGGCAGCCUUUUUGCUCAAUGAUCUCACUCUGAUCUGUGGGAUGAAGGAGGCAUGCUGAGGCGGGGGCCGCAGGAAAGGCGGGAUGGAUGGAGGUAGGGAGCCACCUGGAGAAGGGCCAUUGGACCAGAGUCCUACCUGAGGUGCCAAUACUGAUGCUGCAAGCUUCAUCGUCCUGAUACUUGGUGGGAACAGGGUAGCAGGGUUUGGCCAAGCUGCAGGUGUAACAGCGGAGCCUUCCCCGGGCAGGGGACAUGGUGAGACCUGUUGAGGCAGCAGAGAUUAGGAGAGCAGGAGAGGCAAACCCUCCCUGUGGGGCAGGCAGAGGCUGGAUCCGGAGAGGGAUCUCAGAGAGAGGUGACACACAAAGCAGAGAGAGGAAAGCUGUGGAACAAGGGAGGAAAGCAGACAGAAGUAGAAAAAGUGACCGGGCGCAGUGGCUCACGCCUGUAAUCCCAGCACUUUGGGAGGCCGAGGCGGGCAGAUCAUGAGGUCAGAAGAUCAAGACCAUCCUGGCUAACAUGGUGAAACUAAAAAUACAAAAAAUUAA
Piliocolobus tephrosceles (Ugandan red Colobus) is the source of this 3344-nucleotide messenger RNA. It is a transcript of the gene LY6G6F, whose product is annotated as lymphocyte antigen 6 family member G6F. Gene Ontology annotation, biological process: acetylcholine receptor signaling pathway. The record is from RefSeq and is a predicted model, not a curated record. The transcript is spliced from 6 exons. Bases 61 to 954 code for a protein of 297 amino acids. Gene Ontology annotation, molecular function: acetylcholine receptor inhibitor activity. Gene Ontology annotation, cellular component: external side of plasma membrane. NCBI's taxonomy places the organism in Eukaryota, Metazoa, Chordata, Mammalia, Primates, Cercopithecidae.